AUGGCCACUAUCCCAGAUAUUUUGCCCUUGGAUGAGCUCAGCAAACUCACUCGCGCGUCAAAGGCUCCUAGUCUGGAGCAAUUCUCACCUGACCUUUUGCCUGAGACACAAGCGUUAUGGCAGCGUCUUCUUCUGACAGUUCACAGUCUGACAGCGACCGACAAGCACAUGACAGCUGCUUGCAAUGCUAUCUGCUUUACUGCAAGGAAGAACUCAAACAGCCUCGAUGAAAAAGUGCGGGUCUUUGCGUUCUCUGGAGACACAUUUCUGGACACUUUCCUUGUUGUUCGCUCAGCCUUUGCUGCUGGGAAGAACAAGCCGGCCCUGCAGGUCUUGGAUACUAUUGCAUAUCUUGCUAAUUCUAACCGAGAUGCAGAUAGCGUUGGUAAACACGUUGCAGAAGCUGCUGCUGGUAUGGUCAGGAUCGUAUAUUCACAGCAGCCAAAGAAGUGCUUGAAAGAGGCAUGUAUUGUACUCUACUUCUUCCUUAGAAAGCUGUCUGAUUUUAUGUCUUUCCCAGAUGUGCUCAGAAGCGUGUACUCGGACACCAAGCCAAACUUCCUACGCUUGUGUCGUGCCUUCAAGAUUGAUUGCAAGUGUAUCGAUGGUCAAGAAUCGCCAUGGCUUUCGUUUGUCAUCUCCCUGCUAAUGGUGGUACAUGUGGCCGAAUCAAAAUCGGCAACGCUAAAAUUGCUAUCUCUCUUGUGCACACUGCCAGCAAAGACUUACGACGUUGAGUUGAACCAGAUUACUCGCGAAGCCGUCGCCAUAUUCGGUGCCGCGAACGAGACAUCUAUGAAUCAUGUCAUGAGAGAUGUGAUACCAUCGAUUGUCUCCGACAGAGAUCAGUUUCAUGCACUCUUGCCUCAAGCUGGAAAAGUUGCAGUUACCGAGACGUCUGCUAUACAGUUAAUCCUUGCCCAGCUGAACUUCGGCAAGACAAGAGCUUACUUGAAAGAAAGUGAUGUACCACACUAUGUAAACAGCAUGAUUUUGGCACGCCCGGAAGAGACCUCCUUGCAAGAUAAGGACUCCUAUGACGGCUUCCGUCUACUACUCAAAAACGUGUCUCCUGCUAUACGCCAAAGUGCUUGUGAACUACUAAUAUCCUCGACUUCGUCUCAGGCUUCAAUACAAAUCGGAAUGUUGCGUUGCCUACGCUAUGCCCUUCCUUACUUGCACGAUGAUAUAGACGCCUUCUAUCGAGGUGAGAUGUUCAGCAUUUUUCGUAGAUUUGUGACCAGGCUGUACCAGCAUCGUCCCGUAUCUCGUGACGCUGCGGAGGAUGAUGAAGCAGCGGCGAGUGUCGACGAUAUCGAUGAUUUCCUCAAGAGUUACACCAUAUUCCUGAAGAGCGAGCUUGCGGCGCACCUAUCUUAUGGGCGACAUAUUUUAUCACUGGAGAUACUCUGUUUCAUCUCGCAGAACUUUACUACUCGGGACAGAGCACUUUCUGCAUCAGUGCUCGCUGAUUCAGACGCACAAGCUUGUCUAUUUCGCUUACUGCUGGACCCGUAUGAUGAUGUUCGAGCAAUGGCUGCUAAAAUCCUUUCUUGUGCUGCUUCAGCAGCUAACACUACACCGGAACGGGCAACAUUUGACAUGUCAGUCGCAAGUAUUCGACCCGUGCAAGAAGUGUCGAGACUGGCAGCACGUACUAACCGUGCUGAUCAUGCCGAUGCGCUUGGUCGAACUAUUGCUCUCUUAAAAUCAGAUGCACAGAUUAGUAGUCAACACGAUACCGAAAAUGUCUCGCAACACCCCCUGCUAUCAGCUGCGCAAGAACUAUGCAGAUACCUCGACUCUAUAUCGGACUUCUUGGUGGUGUCCACGUAUCCGUUACAUGGCAACGUACUUGGAAUAGCAUAUGCAGUUCAAAAUCACAGACUAGUCUCCCGAGGCGAUGCACCUCCUGCUCUUUUGGAGACUCUACUUGCUAGCUGUCGACGGAUCUGGCUCUUGUCUCAAACCCAUCUUUGCGUUGAUUCACCUGAAGUGGAAAGCGAUUCUUCGGACACUACGCUGACAAGUGGGCCAAAAGACUCGCUUGCUUACGCCUGGCGAGCACUCAGGGAUGCCAACGUCCUGAUGCAGUCCAUCCUGGAGGGAUUUGAAGUAAGCCACAUGCUAAUCGAGGCAGUUGGCGACAUGUGUUUUGAGCAGCUGCGUCUGUUGAGGCAUCGAGGAGCGUUCUCAACAGUUUCCCAGACAUUUUUGACAUGCUGCCAGAAAGCUCGUAGUGAUGGACCAACACAACUCAGAGGGCUCACCGACCAAUGGUUCGACGAGGCGUUGAAGGAACUCGAAUUUCAAGCUGAUAAAUUGACUCGUCGAUCUGCAGGCCUGCCAGCCAUAUUCGCUGCCUUGCUAGAUCCAUCAAGCAAUGCUCACUUUUCCGCGUCUUUUGAAGCUCUUGUUGUCAUCGCAUCGCAAAGUCAACCGAGCGUUGAUCCUGCAACUACUCAAAACAAGCUACGAUUGCCACAAGUACACGCUCUGAACUGUAUCAAAGACAUCAUGACAAACUCACGAUUUCGAACGAUGACAGAGCCCGUGGUUGUCCCUACUAUCAAUCUGGCUGCUCAGUGUAUGAGCUCUUCGAUAUGGGCAAUCAAAAAUUGUGGACUGAUGUUAUUGCGAGCAAGUAUCAACCGCCUUGAUCCUGAUACGACCCUUGGCGCCGCCGAAGCCGGCAUGAAGUUACGUGGUAAUUUUGCUGCUAACAAGACACCUCUUGAGAUUGCUGUGGCUUUGCUGGGACAAAACACCGCUUCUGAGUCGCAAAUACAGCAAAUGAAGUUCCAGGGUGAAAGCGACCAUAGAGGCAGCACCGAGGCCUUGUUUGCUGGUUUGGAUCUCCUGAGUCGCCUUUAUAUCACCGAUCGGGAGCAAGGUGCUGUAAAGAAACUCGUCGAACCAAGACUAGGCCACCAUCUGUGGCAUAUCCGGGCACAAGCUGCUAGGUUACUCGCGCACAUAACACUACCUGGCGAAGAACUGAGUGUGGUUAGGGACAUGUUGAGCAUUCCUGGUUCCGACCACAGUACAAACAGCUGCCACGGGAGGCUACUUGCUGUGCAUUAUCUUUUGAAGAGGUUGGUAGACCGAAUUGAGCUUAGAGAACAUCUCAAAAGCUUAGUGGAAAUGUUGUUACAAGCCGAAGAGUUACCUCAGAUUCGGAGAAGUACCACACUAAAAGCAACGUGGUUGGGUGUCUGGCAUCAGCUGGUGGCAACCACUAAUCUCUCUAUUGACUCGACACAAUAUCUCUCUAAUACAACAGGUACAAGAUUGGAGGAUAAUCUUGAGGCCGCACAACCUACUGCUCUUUAUGCCCGAGCUUCAGCGGUGGCUCGCUUCCAAACAAAUCCUGGUAACGAUCCGGACAGUUUAGAUUUGGCUCUCAAGGCCUUGCAGACUAGUGAUGAUGAUGCAGUGGUCGGCGCAUUGGUUGAGUGUCAGGUCACUCAAAGCAAUAGUGCUCAUAAAAUCCGACUCGAAGUGUUCUUGCAUGCGUUGAGAGAUCGACAAGCCGACGACGUUCGGGCGCUUGGCAUGAGCAUGAUUGCAUCCAUUGUCACUCACAGUGACAUGUCCCUAGGAGCCGCAGCAGCACGGCAACUAGUCUCCGAGAUCGGGUUUGGGACACCUGUUUCGCGAGACCUGAUGCUUAGCCAGUUGAAGCUCUAUACCUCGAUAUGUGCCUUUGGCUGGAAGCAUCGGCAAACGCACGAAUACGAAGACACAUUGACGGCAAUCGAAGACCUUGCGAACGCUUUCUGUCUCCAUCUCAGAGCAGCAGCCAAUGAAGAGCAUGACGACUCAACCAGGCAUGGAGCGCUGCAAGCUCUUCUUCAAUGGCGCUAUCUCCCGGGCGUGGAUGAGAUGACAGACCAGAUUCUGGGCCGGACAGGCAGAUUCGAGAUCCUGUCGAUUCUGUAUGACUUUCUCAACGACGACGACGAAAUGAUCAGAAGUACGGCCUCAACCCUUGCUGCAAAAUUCUACCGCACUGCAUCCUCUGACCUUGGCGUUCUUAAAGUUCUCAGUGCAGCAGCCUCUCGCGACAGACUUCGUCAACACAUGAAAGAGGAGUUCUUGAGAAACGAGAUGUUGAGCAUGGAGUGUCUGCGGCGUCUGAUCGGCCUCGAAAUGACAGUAACUCGACCUAGACUAGCUGUUGCUCUGCGGUGUCGACUCAGCGACCGAUCUGUGCAGGACGAUCUACAGGAUAUCAGUGAAGCUGCAACCGAUCUCUUUGCUGAGGAGAAGCAGAACUUGUACCUGGAUGAGGUUGCUGAGAUCAAGGCUUGGGCUGAGACUUUGUGUUGUGCAAAAGUUGGCCUGCCGGUAUAUGUGCAGGAGGCCGCGAGGACUUGGAUUUCCGCCGGCGUACAGAGUUUGGACGACCUCUUCUCGAGAGAGGGUGGCAUAGUAGAUAUGGGCCACAAUACGGAUCUUGAGAUGUUGCUGAGCAGAUUGGUGGUCAUUGGAAGGCUUGUGGGAGGACGCGAGGAGGAAAUCGACACAUUAAAAAGAAAAUGUUGUCACUUAGACUUAUCUAACACAGUGCUGUCAGCCUUCACUUGGUCGCUGCAGUAA
Messenger RNA from Lithohypha guttulata, 4602 nucleotides. RefSeq lists its product as uncharacterized. The transcript has 2 exons. The record is from RefSeq and is a predicted model, not a curated record. Gene Ontology annotation, cellular component: cytosol. The coding region runs from base 1 to 4602 and encodes 1533 amino acids. Lineage: Eukaryota; Fungi; Ascomycota; Eurotiomycetes; Chaetothyriales; Trichomeriaceae. Gene Ontology annotation, biological process: tRNA methylation.